Agrilus planipennis (emerald ash borer) is the source of this 2561-nucleotide messenger RNA. RefSeq names its product tyrosine-protein phosphatase non-receptor type 11. The transcript has 13 exons. Bases 117 to 2084 code for a protein of 655 amino acids. Gene Ontology annotation, molecular function: protein tyrosine phosphatase activity. Gene Ontology annotation, biological process: protein dephosphorylation. The record is from RefSeq and is a predicted model, not a curated record. Lineage: Eukaryota; Metazoa; Arthropoda; Insecta; Coleoptera; Buprestidae.
AAAAAUUAAGGUCAUUUAAGUCAUAAAUUAAAGAUGGCGUACGUCAAGAAACGUUUCAGUUCUCCUAAGGAGAAACUAAUUUGUAAAGUGUAAAAGGUAUUGAAUACUUUUGCAGGAUGAGUUCCAGAAGGUGGUUUUGGCCUACCAUUGGUGGGCUUGAGGCUGAAAGACUGCUAAUGGAAAGGGGGGUUGAUUGCAGCUUUUUAGCCAGACCAAGUUCAACUAAAAACGGCGAUUUCACCCUCUCAGUAAGGCGAAAUGGUCAAGUUACUCAUAUUAAAAUACAGAACUCUGGAGACUUCUAUGACUUGUAUGGAGGUGAAAAAUUUGCUACAUUAUCAGAAUUAGUCCAGUACUACAUGGAAAACCAUGGGCAGUUAAAAGAAAAGAAUGGAGAGAUAAUUGAACUGAAGUAUCCUUUAAAUUGCGAAGAUCCUACUACAGAAAGAUGGUUCCAUGGACAUUUAUCGGGAAAGGAAGCUGAAAAAUUGAUCUUGGAACGGGGCAAGAACGGUAGUUUUUUGGUUCGCGAAAGUCAGUCAAAACCAGGCGAUUUCGUCCUGUCUGUCAGGACAGAUGAUAGAGUUACUCACGUGAUGAUUAGAUGUACGCCGGAUAACAAAUACGAUGUUGGAGGCGGUGAAAAGUUUGAUAGUUUAGCAGAUCUCAUUGAACAUUAUAAAAAGAAUCCAAUGGUGGAGACUUCUGGUACCGUGGUACAUUUAAAGCAGCCUUUUAAUGCUACUAGAAUAAGUGCUUCGGGUAUUCACAGUAGAGUUAAGCAAUUGCAGAAAGAAAAUGGUGCUAACAGUGUCGGUAAAGCGGGUUUUUGGGAAGAAUUCGAAUCUUUACAACAACAAGAAUUUAAACACUUGUACUCCAGGAAAGAAGGAAUCAAAAUAGAAAAUAGGAAUAAAAAUAGAUAUAAGAACAUUUUGCCAUUUGAUCACACUAGAGUGAAAUUAAUGGAUGCUGAUCCAAAUGUUCCUGGAUCAGAUUACAUUAACGCCAAUUAUAUUAAGUGGGAUGAAAAUGUGGCGAGUCCUGAUUUACCAGGAGACCCAAGUGGGAAAGUUUAUAUUGCCACUCAAGGCUGUUUGCCAUCAACGGUAGCUGAUUUUUGGAAAAUGGUUUGGCAAGAAAAUUGUCGAGUUAUUGUUAUGACAACCAAAGAAAUAGAAAGAGGAAAGAAUAAAUGUGCAAGAUACUGGCCAGAACCGGGGACCACCAAGGAAUAUGGGAAAACUAAAGUCAAAAAUAUAAAUGAGUCAUCAACCGCACAUUAUACAUUGAGGGAGCUGUCAGUUAGUAUGGAUGAUUCUUCAGAAGAAAGAAAAGUUUUUCAAUAUCAUUUUCAGGCUUGGCCAGAUCACGGGGUCCCAUCCGAUCCGGGCUGUGUGUUAAAUUUCCUUCAUGAGGUAAACAUAAAGCAGGAGUCUUUGGUUCAAGAACUUCCUGAGGAUAAAGCACCAGGAGCUAUUUUGGUGCACUGUUCAGCUGGAAUCGGACGGACUGGGACUUUUAUAGUUAUAGACAUGAUAUUGGACCAAAUACAAAAACAUGGCUUAGACUGUGAAAUUGAUAUUCAACGUACCAUACAAAUGGUUAGAUCUCAGCGUUCUGGAAUGGUACAAACAGAAGCGCAAUAUAAGUUUGUUUAUUUGGCUGUGCAACAUCACAUUGAAACUACCACAGAAAGAAUUAAGGCUGAACAGAAAUCGUUACAAGUUGGACGAGAGUACACCAACAUAAAAUACAGCGGAGAGAGUGUUAACAGUUUGGUGAAUAGUGCUGUGUCUCCAACUUUAAGUAUAGGAAGUACCAUGUCUUUGAAUAGAUCCACCAUAAGUCUACCCUAUGCUCAGUCACCUACCACGCCCGUUCCUUUAAGAAAUGAUGUUAAAAGGCAUCCCAGAGCAGUGUCUGAAAUACAAUUACCAAGGCCUCCGGAAGACCUACCUCGGCCUACGAUUUACGAAAACAUUCCUGUUAAAGAACGAAAAUUGUCGUGCAGUUCCACAACCAACAGUUCUAAUAAUUUGUCCUCUUGCGUAGCACCGCCUCCACCACCCAGGAAAACAUGACGUAAAAGCUUUUAUCUACAUUUGAGAGAGUAGAAGACGCGCGCGUUUUAUAAGGAAUAUAAACGACAUUGAAAGGAUCUGCAAAGAGGUGUUUUGUGCUUUACUGCUUCCAUAUAUAUAUAUAUGUUUUAAUUAAAAAACAAGAGAAAUAUAGAUCCAGAAAACAAAUUCAUGUAGAUUUUGGUUGUAGUAUAAAAAAGAGAACUAUUCAAGUAAUGAAAACCCAUAAGUUAGUGUAUGCGUAACGACUGAUGUAAAAUGAGCUUUGUGAAUAUAUCACGCAUUAUGAUAUUGUUUUUAUGGUGAUUUUGAUGGUGUACAUUUCAUUUUGCUGCCAGUAUAAGUUACAGUACAGACAUAGAUUUUAUUACUUUAAGUAAUUUUAAGUUGGAAAAAGAAAAUUCGCUGUUAAGUAAAAUGCAUGUUUAUAUUAAUAUACCAGGUGAACAAGUGCAUAUACUAAAUUUACGAAAAUUA